AUGGUAUGGCCAUUUGGAUCCUCGCCACCGGAUCGCGACAAGCCUGGGCUCAAGGACAACCGACGGCCGGUUGAGUGGGACAAGUCGCUCGGCGAGGUCGCCGACCCGCUCGACGCGGCCAAACAAUGGGUGCCAGUAGUCAUCACCUCGCUGGUUGGCCUCGGCGCGCUACAGCUCUAUGCAAAUUAUCUACGGCGAAUCCCUGGCGCGGCAUUUAUCAAGCAGUCGGCGUUUCGCAAGAAGACGCUGUUUGGACGCGUCACGAGCGUUGGCGACGGUGAUGGCUUCCACCUGUUCCACACGCCUGGCGGCAGGGCCGUAGGCUGGGGCUGGCUGCGAAAGGUGCCUGAAAAGCGAAGAGACCUCAAGGACCGCACGAUAUCGAUUCGACUCGCCGGAGUCGACGCCCCCGAGGGAGCCCAUUUCGGACGACCAGCGCAGCCCCACGCGGACGAGGCGCUGAAAUGGCUAACCGAAUACAUCCUGCACCGAAAUGUGCGGGCACACAUCUACAAACGAGACCAGUACAACCGCGUUGUCGCGACCGUCUACGUGUGGCGUUUCCUGAUACGCCGCAACGUUGGACUGGAGCUGGUGAAGCGGGGUCUGGCGACGACUUACGAAGCGAAAUCGGGUGCCGAGUUCGGUGGUCUGAGACCUAUUUAUGAAAAGGCAGAAGCUAACGCCAAAAUGAAGAAGUUGGGCAUAUGGUCCGGCAAACCCAGCGAGUUUGAGAGCCCACGGUCGUACAAGAAUCGAUACUCCGGCCAGGACAGCGAGUGA
Molecule: messenger RNA, 783 nt
Organism: Beauveria bassiana ARSEF 2860
Lineage: Eukaryota; Fungi; Ascomycota; Sordariomycetes; Hypocreales; Cordycipitaceae
Product: DUF339 domain-containing protein
Exons: 2
Coding region: 1-783 (260 amino acids)
Cellular component (GO): mitochondrion; cytoplasm
Source: RefSeq, a predicted model, not a curated record